Colletotrichum godetiae is the source of this 3861-nucleotide messenger RNA. RefSeq lists its product as uncharacterized. The transcript is spliced from 6 exons. Gene Ontology annotation, molecular function: protein binding. The coding region runs from base 188 to 3685 and encodes 1165 amino acids. Lineage: Eukaryota; Fungi; Ascomycota; Sordariomycetes; Glomerellales; Glomerellaceae. The record is from RefSeq and is a predicted model, not a curated record.
UCUCUCCCGCUGACGCACGCUGCAUAUCCCGCAUAGCCGCCCGGCCCUGGAUGCGGUGUACGAGGGUGCCGAACCCGAAGUCGACAUCGUCGCCGUGCACGGUCUUGGUGCCAACGUCGACUGGUCCUGGACGUGGAAGGACCCGAAAUCCCCGGGCCGCCAUGUGAAAUGGCUCCAAGACCCCAACAUGCUCCCGACUGUAGUUCCCCGCUCGCGCAUUCUCCUCUACAGUUACGACUCGAGGUGGCACGCCGACGCGCCAAAGAUACGCCUGUCGCUGUGUGGAGAGGAGCUCAUUCGCAGCAUCCGCGACUUCCGGGACGGAACCACGGCAAGCCGACCGGUUGUCUUCGUCGGCCACAGCCUGGGCGGCAACGUAAUCCAACAUGCGCUCCUGUACGCCAAUUCGGACGACGCCUUCAGGCACAUCGCUACCUUGACAGUCGGCGUCGUCUUCCUCGGUUCUCCUCUCCGCGGAUCCGAGUUCCAGUCUCUGGCCAAGAUUGUGGCUUGGUUUUCGCGCUUUACUGGCUCCCCCGACGGCAUCGUCCGCAACCUGGCAUACGACGAUGAAAACCUGAUGGACACGCUGCACCAAUUUUGUCGGAUGCGGAACACUCUGUCUAUUGCGACAUCCUGCUUCUUCGAGAUAUACGAUACCGAUUACUUGAAGAAGAUGCUCCGCAUGGGAGGGCCUGGUCGAGGAAGAGUAGUUGAUGAGGCGUCGGCGUGUAUUCCCGGUCUUCAAAGGAUCCCGCUCGCGGCGAAUCAUUCCGAGUUGAACAAGUACUCUGGCCCGGACGACCGCUCCUUUCAGAGUGUUACCGCGGAGUUGCGCAGGCUCUGUGCAGACGCCCCGGCCGUCGUUCAGCGUCGAACAAAACCGAAACCAAUCGUUACCGAUCGAGACCACGCCUUGAAAGAGAAGCCCGAAGCGAGAGAAUGUCUCCGAGAUCUCUUCCUCACCGAUCCAUACGAGGACAUGAUGGCGUUGAAGCGGAAAAAAGGCGAACGCGCCAAAGGCACCUGUGCCUGGAUCCUCGGAACCGACGAGCUGACCGCCUGGCUUGCUAACACGCCGGAGUCGACAUUGGCCUCGACGGAUGUCCUCUGGCUCCAUGGAAACCCGGGGACGGGCAAGUCGACCAUGUCCAUGUUCCUUGCCGAGGCCCUGUCGGGUACCUUCUCCAGGACUCCGAACAAAACGCUCGCGUACUUCUUUUGCGACUCGGGCUAUGACACGCGCAGAACGGCCACGGCAGUCGUCCGCGGGCUCCUCCUGCAGCUAGUGCAGCAGCACCCGCGGCUGAUUGAAUACAUCCUCCCCAAGUAUGAGGAGCGCGGAGCCCGAGCCUUUGGUUCGUUCGAUGGGGUUUGGGCAAUGUUCAUGAAGGCAUGUGCGGAUACAGCUACCGGCCGCAAGUACUGCCUAGUUGACGCCUUAGACGAGUGCACGCAGGACGAGCAGGUCAUACUGCUGAAGCAAAUUAAGGAGACCUUCGGGCGAGAUCGAUCAGGCGGCAAGCUGAAUGUCAGCCUCCUUAUUACCAGCAGGCCAUACUUGGAGAUUAGAGAGCACCUGCAGGCAUUCCUGAACAAAAACCUGGCAUCGUUUGAAGAAUCUGGACGAGAUAUUUCCAGGUUUAUCAACGAGAAGGUAGCUGACCUCAAAGAGAUGAAGCACUACACUGCUACGGUAGCUGCCAAUGUUGCGCGGGUGCUUCGUGAAAAGGCUGGCGGCAUCUUCCUCUGGGUCGGUUUAGCCUGUCAGGAGCUGGAGAAGGUCGCUUCAAGAAAUGCCGUCACACGCCUUGAGAAGAUCCCCGAAGGACUUCAAUGGCUCUACCAAGAACUUCUCGAUACGGCACUCCAACAAGACGAAGACCCGGAAACGAUCAAACGACUGCUCGGCAUCGUUAUGGUAGCACGGCGUCCCAUGAGUACACGGGAGCUGGCCUCUGCCUGCGACCUCUACCAGAACGAAGGCGAAGAGGAGCGCAUCCAAUUCACAGCCGAGGUAAUUGCUGCCUGUCGAUUGAUAAUCGUGGUUCGGGACGAGAAGGUCCUGCUACUUCACCAAUCCGUCAGAGAUUUCCUAGUCACCGGCGCAGGACGAAACAUCUCCAUCUCCGAGCUGAAGGCACACAAUGCGCUAGCGAGCCGCUGCGUUGGCAGUCUUAUUGCGGAGUCCAUGCACCACCUAAAGGGUGGAGGAGAGGUAAAAGAUGGAAGCGAUCUUGCUUCAUACGCGACGGAAUUUUGGCCGGAGCACGCUCACAUGGCUAAGGGUGAGUUCCGAAUAGACGAUGGGCAGGCUCAGUUUUUCGCCAUCGUUUCAGGGGAGCGUGAGAGCUGGCUCAAAUGUUACUCUCAGAGGAACCACUGGGCGCCUUUUCGGCUAUCGGUCUUCCAUGUGGCUGCCCUAUGGGGGAUUCCAUCGCUCAUUGAUCAUGCGCUCUUGCCAGGGAAAGGUCUCGCGGAAGCGUCUGCACACGAGACGUCGUUCAUCCCAUAUGUUGAUUCAGCAUAUAGAGACUCGAAGCAGACGACGCCGCUUGAAGUGUGUUCUAGAAAAGGUUACGUUGAGGUGUUGAAGGCUAUGCUAGACCGAGCGGAUACUGGUACGUCGGUAGACGUAGCAAUAGUAAAAGCUGCAGCCGGGAACACUUGGAAAGGCGAGCAAGUGAUGAAACUACUUCUCGACCGGCGAGGCGACCAGAUCACCAUUACUGAAGAGGUGGUGAAGGCUGCAGCAGGAAACGAAGAGGCUGGCGAGCAAGUGAUGAAACUGCUUCUCGACCGGCGAGGCGACCAGAUCAUCAUUACUGAAGGGGUGGUGAAAGCUGCAGCAGGAAACAAAGAGGCUGGCGAGCAAGUGAUGAAACUGCUUCUUGAUCGGAAAGGUGACCAGAUUAACAUCGCUGAGGAGAUGGUACACACCAUUGCUAGCAGCUUCUCUGACGAAACAAUGGCGCUACUUCUCGACCGGCGAGGCGACCAGAUCACCAUUACUGAAGAGGUGGUGAAGGCUGCAGCAGGAAACUUUUGGAAAGGCGAGCAAGUGAUGAAACUACUUCUCGACCGGCGAGGCGACCAGAUGAUUAUCAGCGAGGAGGUAUUCGUUACUGCUGCUACUUGUGGUCAGGACCGGAUUUUGGACUUCCUAUCUCGAAAAACCGGUCACAUCCCAUUUGAGGAUGAAUGUCGUUGUAUCGCACAGUUCUAUGACGCAGCAAAAGCUGGAGAUGUUCAGGUUAUUGAACGGCUCUUACGGGAAAGCGUAAAGCCGGAUACAAAAAACAUCAGGGGGGUAACGCCUUUAUGGAUUGCAGCAAGUUUUGGGCACAACACAGUCGUCGAGGCUCUGGUGCAUAGGCCAGAUGUGGAUGUCAACUCGAGAUCAGUUUCGGGUAGAUCGCCUCUUUUCUGGCCAGCUAGCCAGGGCGAUGAGUCAGUUGUGACUACUCUGAUCGGGGCUGGUGCUGAUCCCGCCAUCGAGGAUUGCGAUGGGAACACAGCGAUCACUGCAGCAAGAAGGAAUGGACAUAAUGGGAUUGCCAAGAUGCUCGAAAGAUCCUCGCCGUGCCGAUGGCCCCGCGAAACAGCCAGACGACGGACCGACUCAGCCUCGCCCAAACAGCGCAAGUUCAAUGCAGACGAGCCCAUACUCGCCGUGCCGGUGUGACAGCUCUAUUUAACCAGUCUGUCCGAACGGAGGGAAACUUUGAGGACCGCCAUCGCACCCGCGCUGAACAAAACAAUUCGAAUCUGACCCGAAAGCAUCCAAAGUAGUUUGCCCCUUCGGAGCCGUGAUACUAGUCCCGCAUACGCAUGCACCUUGAGCAUUCUCAAAGUAGUAGG